UAAAAUGUGUUAAGUUAAUCCAAAAUAUUAAUUUUCUUACUGUCUUAAGAAUAAUAUUUAUUGGAAACCUUCUAAGAUGUUGUUUGGUUUUAAAAAAUUGGCUUUAGGCUAUUUCUUAAUUUGAACAGCCUUGGCUACGACCAUUUUACAUGAUGUCCGACUAUCUGAAAAAUCAAUUAUAUCCGAACACCUUCUACCCCAAUUGUUUUGGAUAAUCGACGCUAACAUUUAACUGAUCUCAGGGGCAAUGCUUCUCAGGUGAACAUUCAUUAUGAACUUCAGUUUUGGUAGCACUACCCCCAAAAACAUCUACAACAUCAAGUACUACACUAGGAACGUCAACUCUCGGAAUGUCGGGUGGUGGACUUUUCGGCUCCUCAGCCACCACUGGUUUGCAGUUCGGUGGAGCAGGAGACAAUAAACUCGGCACAGCUACUCCUACAGCCGCAAUAAAACCGACCGCAUCCGCCACUCCCCUCAGUUUCACUCCAACGACAACCGCCACUACUGGCUUCUCAGGGUUUUCCGUUACUCCGCAGACCACCACCUCUGCUACUGGGUUCACAGGAUUCUCGACUACUCCGCAAACAACUACUGCGGGAUUCACAGGGUUUUCAGCCAGUCCGCAGACAACUAGUGCUGGAUUCACCGGGUUUGCAGUUACUCCGCAGUCAACAGCCUCAGCCCCUCCCCAGUCACAAGCUACUCCAGCUCCUUCUUUCAGUUUUGGAGGGGCCACAUCGACCUCUACAGCUACUCUGGCACCUCUUAGUUUCAGCCUAACACCGUCAACUACGACAGCAAAGUCCACCACGGUACCGACACUAAGCCUAGGUGCCUCAGUGACUACCUCGGCCAGUAGUGGUACCACUACGCUGACACCGGCCAGUAGCGCCAAUACAACAAGCACUGGCAACAUAACCUUCGUACAGUUGGAGGAAACCAUCAACAAAUGGACGCACGAACUUGAGGAGCAAGAGAAGAUAUUCAUGAGUCAGGCUGUACAAAUCAACAGCUGGGAUAACCUGUUGAACAGCAACAGUGAUAAGAUAGUGGCUCUGAACAAUGAAGUUCACCAGAUGAAGCUUCAACAACAACAGUUAGAUCACGAGUUGGAUUUCAUCCUGGCCCAACAACGGGAGUUGGAAGAAGUGCUGUCUCCGCUUGAGAAACAAACAUCGGAAGUUCCUUCCAACACGGAUCCCGACAGAGAGCACACGUACUACUUGGCUGAAUCCCUAGACACUCAGUUGAAGCAAAUGUGUGAAGACUUGAGAGAAAUCAUUGAACAUCUGAAUGAGUCUAGUAGAACACAAGAUACUUCAGAUCCGAUUAUCCAGGUGGGCCGUAUUUUGAACGCACACAUGAACUCUCUCCAUUGGAUUGAUCAGAUGACGAUGAAUAUUCAAAAUCAGCUGGAGAACGUUACAAGGCUUCAUGACGCUCAUCGCAGAGAGAACGAGCGAACCUUUAGAAUAUCUUACGAGUAAUCUUAAGUAUAGCUGUAACAAUAUCUUUUGACCUUGAUCUGUUCGAAUAAUAUGUAGGCUACCUUGUUUUACAGUUUAUUUCCACUUUUAGGAAUACUUUAACUUUGUACUCUUAUUGGAGAACUGUGUAAAUUUAAUUUAUCUUAUUGAUUUUGUAUUAUACCGUUUCCUAUUAUAUUUUUUAUUAAGUUUUCUGGUCAAUA
This is a messenger RNA of Macrosteles quadrilineatus (aster leafhopper), 1693 nucleotides long. RefSeq names its product nuclear pore glycoprotein p62 (gene Nup62). Gene Ontology annotation, biological process: protein import into nucleus; RNA export from nucleus. The transcript has 8 exons. The record is from RefSeq and is a predicted model, not a curated record. Lineage: Eukaryota; Metazoa; Arthropoda; Insecta; Hemiptera; Cicadellidae. The coding region runs from base 351 to 1490 and encodes 379 amino acids. Gene Ontology annotation, cellular component: nuclear pore; nuclear pore central transport channel. Gene Ontology annotation, molecular function: structural constituent of nuclear pore; phospholipid binding.